Hyalella azteca is the source of this 1082-nucleotide messenger RNA. RefSeq lists its product as uncharacterized. NCBI's taxonomy places the organism in Eukaryota, Metazoa, Arthropoda, Malacostraca, Amphipoda, Hyalellidae. The transcript has 5 exons. The record is from RefSeq and is a predicted model, not a curated record. Bases 70 to 1038 code for a protein of 322 amino acids.
UAGAUCACACAUCUCCUAGACGUAAACUUGAACAGACUAAAACUACACUGUUCUCGAAGAAUAUUCGCUAUGGCUGUUUACAAUGUCCUAAGCAUUGUUUCGCUCGUCUCUAUUGCUUCAUUGACUCAAGCGGACGUAGGCAGUCUCGGCUACUCCGAUAACGCGAUCCGGGCUGGACAGUCGGGCCCUGCAGUUUCGUUCGUUGGGGCUUCUUCGCAGUCUUCCCAAACUUUGCAGCAAGGAAGCUUCACUCCGGACUUUCUUUCGGGGGUGGCUAAACCUAAUCCAGCUACAUUUGGUUCAACGUCUGGCGGCAAUCGUGUCGCUGAAAAUAGGUUGACCUUCCCCGAGAGUGGCGAUGGCCAAUUUGUCAAUCAGCAAUUCGUGGUGGGAGGGGCGUCCUCCUCUGAUGGCCGAAGGAGCGCCCAGGCUACAUCGGGCCAGUCUGGACAGGCGGGCGUCUUCACCAGUGGCAGCGGUAAUAUUGUGAUCGGGUCAGGCUUGUCUCCCGCUAAUGCACCCCAGUAUGAAGAACAUGCUAUCCCACGCACCGGCCCCGUGCAGCUCACAAACACUGUAACAAAUUUUGUAACGAAGACCCACACCUUACGGGUUCCUUCUACCUCCGAUGUCUGGGUAACUUCUGUUACCAUGGUCAAGAUUCCUGUGACACAGUUGGCCACUCAGCGAACUUUCGUGCGUGCUGCUCCCGACACUGUAACAUCCCUAGUCAGGAUUACGUCGACCCCAGUGUCUGUGCUGACCCAAACUGUAGAUGUCUUUCCCACGAAAACUGUAGUUUCUAUCUUUACAAGUUUUGUAACAGAGACCCAGACGGUUGAAUUAUGGCAGCCCAUAGAACACGUCUCCACCAGCUACGAGGUGAUUACCCGCCCAGUCCUGGAAACGCAGUCACUCCUCCAGCGCCUUUUCACCACGGUGACGACCACCCGUACCAUUAACGUGACGUCACUUAGGUCUGACCAACUAGUUCCUCGCAGUGGUCCUGUCUCUACGUCUUUCGGUGGAUACUAUUAAUAGCCAAGCUGUAUGGAAUUCUCAAUAAAAUUUUGUUUAAUUAA